UGCAUCCCCGCCUUCUUCGACGAAGCCGCCAUCGAAGAGCCCGCGAAAGAAGCCAGCCUGGAUAAGCACGACCUUGUGCACGCGGUACAGGACAUUCCAGGCGGCGAUCCUGAGCGUGGCGUCCGCCGUACGCCGCUGGAGGAAGGAGGUGUAGAGGUGCCGCUGUAUAUCGUCUGGCGCCGUCAUCGCGGUCGGCGACAAAGCCGCAUCUGCAACCGAGCACGCGAUGGAGCGCUCUUCUUACCCCCAUCCUCGAUUGUCAAUUCUUUCCCAGACGUCGUCGGCGGAGCACCUCUCGCCGACGCCCUCCUCCGCCCGCUUCUCGCUCCCGCCCAAGACGGGCGCGCGGCCGAACAUCUAUGACCGCAACCUGAACAAGACGCGCAUCGCGGAGGUCUCGCUCUCCGCGUUCGCCUUCCUCUUCUCGGAGCUCGUGCAGUACACGCAGAAGCGCGUCUCUGGCAUCAAUGACCUCGAGCGCAGGCUAAACACGCUCGGCUACCGCGUCGGCACGCGUGUGCUCGAGCUCAUGAGCUGGCGCGCAGAGUCGUCGUCGAAGGCGCCCAAGCGCGAGAUCCGCUUCCUCCCCGCGCUCAUGUCCAUCCACACGAACGUCUGGCGGACGGUCUUCGGCAAGCCCGCGGACGCGAUCGAGAAGAGCGUCGAGAACGCAGACGAAUACAUGAUCAUUGACAAUGACCCCCCGAUUGAGCGCAGCAUAUCUGUCCCGAGGGACAUGUCGCAGCUCAGCUGCUCGUCCUUUACGGCGGGCAUCGUCGAGGCCGUGCUUGAUGGGCUGGGAUUCCCCGCGCGCGUCACUUCUCACAACACGCCCACAGCCCAGUACCCGAACCGAACGACGAUCCUCAUUAAGCUCGAGCCAUCUGUGCUGGAGAGGGAGGAGCUCCUGAAGACCUGAUCGAGUGCGCCGUUACUGUUGUUUCUUUGUACAUAUAUCGCCAGGAGUAAUAUACGGACAGUGGACUUCA
Molecule: messenger RNA, 989 nt
Organism: Schizophyllum commune H4-8
Lineage: Eukaryota; Fungi; Basidiomycota; Agaricomycetes; Agaricales; Schizophyllaceae
Product: TRAPP I complex
Exons: 4
Coding region: 227-919 (230 amino acids)
Biological process (GO): endoplasmic reticulum to Golgi vesicle-mediated transport
Cellular component (GO): TRAPPI protein complex; TRAPPIII protein complex; TRAPPII protein complex
Source: RefSeq, a predicted model, not a curated record